Messenger RNA from Tachyglossus aculeatus (Australian echidna), 2668 nucleotides. RefSeq names its product dihydrolipoamide S-succinyltransferase (gene DLST). Gene Ontology annotation, molecular function: dihydrolipoyllysine-residue succinyltransferase activity. Bases 42 to 1418 code for a protein of 458 amino acids. The record is from RefSeq and is a predicted model, not a curated record. NCBI's taxonomy places the organism in Eukaryota, Metazoa, Chordata, Mammalia, Monotremata, Tachyglossidae. Gene Ontology annotation, cellular component: oxoglutarate dehydrogenase complex. Gene Ontology annotation, biological process: tricarboxylic acid cycle. The transcript is spliced from 15 exons.
CGCGCCGGGCUGUCGCUGCUGUCGCCGCCGUCGCUGUCGCGAUGUUGUCUCGGUCCCGCUGCGCGUCCCGAGCGCUGAGCCGCUCGCUGUCCGCCCUCCGACAGGGGAGCUGCCCUCUGGGGAGGCGUUCGUUGCCCGGCGUCUCCCUAGGCCAGAGUCCGGCUCACCUCGACAGCAGGAAGCUCCUUGUAAACAACGCUAGCGUCUUCAGCGUUCGCUUCUUCCGGACGACGGCGGCGUGCAGGAACGACGUGGUCACAGUCAAAACCCCAGCUUUUGCAGAGUCGGUCACAGAGGGGGACGUCAGGUGGGAAAAAGCUGUUGGAGACACGGUCGCGGAGGACGAAGUGGUGUGUGAAAUCGAAACAGACAAGACAUCCGUACAGGUUCCGUCCCCAGCAGCCGGAGUGAUUGAAGCCCUCCUGGUCCCCGAUGGCGGGAAAGUGGAGGGAGGGACCCCUCUCUUCACGCUCAGGAAAACGGCCGCGGCUCCCGCCAAGGCCAAGCCGGCGACAGCACCUACCGCGGCUCCCAAACCAGAACCGGUAGUCACCGCCGCUCCUCCUCCGCCGCCUCCCUCCCCUGCAGCCACGAUACCCACGGCGAUGCCCCCGGUGCCCCCCGUGUCAGCGCAGCCCGUCGAUACCAAACCGGUGUCUGCGGUGAAGCCCUCUGCAGCUCCCGCUCCGGAACUCGGGGCGGUCAAAGGCGCACGCUCCGAACAUCGGGUGAAGAUGAACAGGAUGCGGCAGCGCAUUGCUCAGCGCCUGAAGGAAGCCCAGAACACCUGCGCGAUGCUGACCACCUUCAACGAGGUGGACAUGAGUAACAUCCAGGAAAUGAGAGCCCGGCACAAGGACGCCUUCUUGAAGAAACACAACCUGAAACUGGGCUUCAUGUCCGCUUUCGUGAAGGCCUCCGCCUUCGCCCUGCAGGAGCAGCCGGUGGUGAACGCGGUGAUCGAUGAUGCCACCAAAGAGAUGGUGUACAGGGACUAUAUCGAUAUCAGCGUGGCCGUGGCCACGCCCCGGGGUCUCGUGGUGCCCGUCAUCAGGAACGUGGAAGCCAUGAACUUCGCCGACAUCGAGCGGACCAUCGGCGAGCUGGGGGAGAAGGCCCGAAAGAACGAACUGGCCAUCGAGGACAUGGACGGGGGCACCUUCACCAUCAGCAACGGCGGGGUGUUCGGCUCCCUGUUCGGGACGCCCAUCAUCAACCCCCCGCAGUCCGCCAUCCUGGGCAUGCACGGCAUCUUCGACAGGCCCGUGGCCGUCGGGGGCAAGGUGGAGGUGCGGCCCAUGAUGUUCGUAGCGUUGACCUACGACCACCGGCUGAUCGACGGCAGAGAGGCGGUGACUUUCUUGCGUAAAAUCAAGGCGGCGGUGGAGGAUCCCCGCGUUCUGCUGCUCGAUCUUUAGGAAACGGGCUCCCUCCCCCCGCCCCCCGCGCCCUCCCAAACCCCGACACGGGGGAGCCGAAGUCCAGGCUCUCCCCUCCGCCGCCACCCCGGGGUAGCCGCCCGACAGACGGAUGCACAUGCUAAUGUUAUCGACUCAGAGCGGGGCGUCCGGGGCGUUCCCGGGUCCAGUGGCCAGCGCCUUUCUCCUCCACCCCACCCUCCUCUCACCCACCCCCCUCGUUGUAUCUUCCUCCAGCGGGGGAAGAGACCCCUUCCCCGCCCGCGUCCUAUCCAAAGAUGAUCGUGCUUCUCCCGGUGCCAACAUACAAUGGGACGCCCAGCAGAGACCACCAGACUUGGAAUGCCUUUGCUUUCUCUCCCCCCCCAUCUCCGUCCCCACCUUCCAGGGCUGGGCAAGAUCCGGCCCGCUCUCUCUCUGGAAAACGCCGCCGGGGCCGCGGAUAGCCGUCCUCGCCUCGGGCCGCGGGCGGAAGCCGAUCUCACUGCACCUUGAUGCUGCCGGGGGUGUCUAAUACAGGGGGAAGGGGCGCGGCUCUCUUUCUCAAAGGGCGCCUUCCGGCUUCUGUAGCCCUCCCGUGCUUUAACUUGCCUCUUCUACCUCUUCCUGAAAGCGCAGCCCCGGGGAUGCCGGGGUCGGAGCGUUGCCGGGGGAGCGAGCCAACACGGCUCCGGUCCCCUUCCACGUGCAGAGGCGAGAGCGAUCCGAGCGGAUGCCGCUUUUCCCGGCCCUCUUCCUCCCGCCAGAAACCGGCCCUUGGAUGGAGGAGGAGGUCGAGGCGGAGGGAAGGUCCCCGGUAACGUGGGCUGUUGUCCCUCGAUACCCCCUGAGGACGCCUGAUGGGCGGCCAGGGGCCGACCUUUCCUCCUGUCCCGGUGGGGUGGAGAGAGGGACGGGGAACAGUCAACUCCGGGAAAACCAGGAUGACCGUAGAUGCCCGGAGCCGUCCUGGAAUUGCUGCCUCCCACGAUAGGGGAGCAGAAUGGCCGGGGGAGUAUUUAUUUCAGUUGGCGGUCCUCGUGUGAAACUUCUUGGCGGCGCUGGGGGUUUGAUGCAUCCUGUCCCGAGGUGGGGGGGCCAUUUAAUUAACCCCAUCAAGCUCAUGUAUGUGCUUUGUUCGACGAGGGGCUGGGGGACGGACCCGGUACCCAGGCCCUGCAGCAGUUACUCCCCGGUCUCCGAUACCCAGAACUUGUAAUUAAAAUAUUUAAGGAAAUCGAUUUGCAAUAAAAGGGGAAACGUUCGCAAAA